ACAAGUAUAAACACGCCUACAGCUGGGACGAGUAUGAACACACCUCGUAGCUUUACCACAAUCAGUGGGCUGGGGGGAUCACUGGCAACUGUGACGGCAACGUCAACUCCGUCAGCAGCAAGAAGUACGAUUGGUGGAUUCGACAAAGGCUCCGGAGACUCGUUGUUGCUGAGAGGCAGUCUGUCUGUAGCGUCAGUGGGUGCCAGGCACAAGCGGAUGACUGGCGUGCUUCCGCGGCUUGGUGAAGUCUUUGCUGACUUGUCAAGGCGGAAUGGUUUGCCACCUCGUGUGGGCUGCGCAUCUUCUGAUCAUGAGCCCACCCGCUCUUCGCGAAGCAUUAGGCUGGGUGAUUCGCAGGAGACUCUGCCGAAAUUGCGUUUGAACUUGAAACACGCUGUCUACUUUGCAGAUGAAGCUCGUGUUGUAGAACGAGGAAUUGAUCCACCCUUCACAAUGGCUGCUUCAGCAAACCUUUUGUCACUUGCGUCGGAGAUGGCUGUAGAGUAUCUCAAGGAUGCUGAACUUGCUCUUGAAAGAUUGAGCAAACAUCAUCAAGAAAUGCAGUCAGGCUUCCACAGCCAUGAAGCAGUGGAAGAUGUUUUUGAGAAACGACAAGACAGCCCUGGCGCUAAGCAACGAAUGGCUCUGGUUGUUCCUAGCACCUUCAAGGAAAGGUGCUUGUUUGGGAGAGAGAACUUUAUGAUCACCAUGCAACCCCUUCAGGAAGCCCUUCUGGCAGUUGCGUCAGCAGUGCAACAAAUUGAACGCGUCCAGUUUCUAGACGGGCAUGCACCAUGUUGCUCCUUCGAUGAUGCACACAACUGUCAGGUGAGCGCAAUCAUUGAUGCAGCAGAGUACAUACGGACUUCAGUGUUGGCAGAUGUUGCAGAUACAAUCAGCAAUGCCUUCAUGGGCGACAAGGUGAACUUGAUGAUGGGUGAACUCAGCUCAAGCUUGAUUGCCAGGACUGUCAGAGUGAAAGGAGGAGCGAAGAUGGCGUCCACUGCGACUGCCCCCUCGUUGGCCGGAGCGUCUAUGUUGCCAUCACCGUCGUCUCCUCGACUGGCCAGCGGCAAAGUUGUAGCAGCGCCGCCGAUCACCAUGCAAUGGGUCCAGCGGACUGCGCAGCCGCGGGCAAUGCCUGACCGCAGUACGAACUCCUUUUCUCCGUGUAGAUUUGCCGCCGCGCGGUCAUGCGCAUCCUCCUCCUCCUCACCCUCCUCCUCCUCAUCGUUGUCCUCGUUAUCAAGAUCAGCCAGUUGCCGCUCUCACAGCGGCGAAGUAGUUCACAGGGUCAUCUUGGUUCCCGCCGCCGCCGCCAAGGAGCGCAAGUCGGCCCCCCGCCGCCGCAAAGAAGCGCGCGCCGACCCCCUGCCAUCCUUCGAUCUCACAGUGACCGCUCUCACAGCCGGCCGCUGCCGGCGGCGGUAUAGAUCAGAUGCCGUUGGCAAGGAGCGCGCAUCGAACCGCUGCUAUCCGCCGACGGGAUGCAUGGCGCCGGCGCUUCGAGCCGCCGAGGAUAUGACGGCGCAUGGGAGGGGGAGGAGGAGGAGGUGGUGCAGGCCAAGCUGUCGCAGCAAUAACGUGGAGGGGACUGCCGGGAUAGCCAAAGGGGAGAGAAGGGAUCGCGUUGGAGCAAAAGGCAGUCGAUUUCGUCUGCCGACGGCCGCUCAAAGGGUCACCAAGGGUCCGGGCUUUGCACAGGGUGCUUCUAUACCAGAUGAUGUUGGACAAGACAAUGCUGCUGCUGCUGCUGCUGCUGCCUAUUGCUAUAGCAAAACUCCCUAUUCAGGCUUUGGCGGCGUCGCGCCGCCGCGAUCGAGACGAAAGGUCAAGGUCAUCAACACCUUGAUCCGAUGCGCUGCUGCGAUCUCGUCCGUCGAUGAUGCAUCUUCUUCUUCUCCUUCUUCUCCUUCUUCUUCCGCUGCUGCUGCUGCUGCUGCUGUUAGUGUGGGGACCACCACCAGUCUGGGAGAGAUCACUGUCAAAGAUUUCCCCAUCCUCAGUCAGGAAGUGAAUGGAAGGAGGAUUGUCUACUUAGACAAUGCGGCAACAUCACAGAAACCACGUCAAGUGAUCGACGCUGUGCAGAGGUACUAUCAAGACUACAACUCCAACGUUCACAGGGGCAUCCACACGCUGAGUGUGAAAGCGACCGAAGCUUACGAGGACGCGAGGGGCAAAAUUGCAAAGUUCAUCAACGCAGAGAGGGAUAGCGAGAUAAUCUACACCCGCAAUGCAACGGAGGCUAUCAACCUCGUGGCCAACACUUGGGGUGUGGCCAAUUUGACACCAGGGGAUGAGGUGGUCUUGUCCGUGAUGGAGCAUCACAGCAACCUUGUUCCCUGGCAGAUUAUAGCCGAAAGGACCGGGGCGGUGUUGAGGUUUGUGAGCUUGUCGCAGUGUGAGAGCCUUGAUAUGGAUCACCUAAGGUCGCUGGUCGGGAACAAGACCAAACUGGUAGCACUUCAACACGUGUCAAAUGCGCUUGGAUGCGUCAAUGAUGCCGUCAUGAUCGGGGAAAUUGCGCACAAGUACGGGGCCAAAGUGUUGCUGGACGGGUGCCAGAGUGUACCUCACAUGCCAGUCGACGUACAGGCUUUGGACUGCGAUUGGUUCGUGGGCUCGGGGCACAAGAUGUGUGGUCCCACGGGGAUUGGGUUCUUGUAUGGGAAGAUGGAGGUGCUCAAGGCCAUGCCACCCUUUUUGGGGGGAGGGGAGAUGAUUCAGGACGUCUAUCUCGACCACUCGACGUAUGCAGAGCCACCUAAUCGAUUUGAAGCCGGGACCCCGGCAAUUGGUGAAGCGAUAGGACUGGGUGCUGCGUGCGACUACCUGAUGGGGAUCGGGAUGGGCAAAAUCCACGACUAUGAGGUGGAGUUGUCGGGAUACCUGUACAAGAAGAUGGCAGAACUGGAAGGGAUGAAAAUCUACGGGCCAAAGCCAACGGAUCCGGGGGGAAGGGCAGCGCUGUGCGCGUUCAAUGUGCCACAGAUUCACCCAACGGACUUGUCAAUGGUUCUUGAUCAGUCGGGAUUUGCAAUAAGGUCGGGACAUCACUGCGCUCAACCGUUGCAUCGACAUUUUGGAAUAAAUGCGAGUGCGAGGGCAAGCCUGUAUUUCUAUAACACCAAGGAAGAGAUUGAUAUGUUCAUAGAGGGGCUGAAGGAGGCCAUUGAGUUCUUCAGUGUGGCGGGCGGGGUGUAAAAUUUUGUCUGAUUGGCGGUAUAGAGCUCUGUCACACUUUUUUUUUUUUUUUUUUUUUUUAAGACAGAUAUCCAGUUUGGCUGGCUGGCUGGCUCAGUAUUUUUUUUAUUUUUUUUUUUUGGCUGGCUCAGUAUCGAAUGACGAGAAUUUGUUUUUAUUAUUUUUUUUGGAAUACAGCUUUUCAGAUUGGCUGGCUGCCACAGUAUCGAAUGACGACAGAAAAAAAAAAAAAAAAAGUGACUAGUAGGGCGCAGUAGGUAGGAGGACAAUUUCUUCGAGAGUUCCUUUCAAGA
Chara braunii is the source of this 3500-nucleotide messenger RNA. The record is from the annotation of a GenBank genome assembly. Lineage: Eukaryota; Viridiplantae; Streptophyta; Charophyceae; Charales; Characeae.